AUGUAAAUAGAAACUGAAAAAAGACCUAUUUAUACAUUUUCUCCUGGACCAUGUUCUUUACCUUUAAAAAUUUUAUUAACUGAAGGAGGUGCUCAUAUGUAUAAUUCUUCAAUUCCUUUAAAUUUAAUGUCUAAAGAUGCCCAUAGUAAUUACUUAGUGACUGGCUUUUGGGGAAACCGAUCUUAUAAUGAGGCUAAAAAAUACGGAAAAAUUAACUUAGUACAUGAUAUUCUUCCCUAAAUGAACCAUAUACCGGAUUAAAAAGACUGGAAAUUAGAAAAAAACGCCAGUUAUCUACAUUUUACUGAUAAUGAGACUUUGACAGGUAUAUAAUUUAGAUAGCCUCCCAAAUUAGAUGGAUAAAUUCUAGUUUCGGACAUGACUUCUUCUUUGGGUAGAGUAUCUGGAUGUGCAAUAGCCAUUAUUAGAAAUGAUCUUAUAGGAAAAUGUUAAGAUAUAACACCUUCAUAUAUGGAUUUUGGAAAAUUAUCGAAAAAUCCUUUUGAAUUUGGAUAAUGUGUUUACCCUAUUUAUGUAGUUUAUGAAUAUAUGAAAUAUCUGAAUUCAGCUCCUAAUGGAAUUUAGUAUUGGGAAGAUUUAGCUUAAAAAAAAUCUGAUCUUAUUUGGCAAACUAUCGAUUCUUCUAAUGGAUUUUAUAUACCUUAUUGUAUUAAUACAGAUUAAAGAUCCACUGUUAAUAUUACUUUUAAAUGUGAUGGCGGAGAUCAUUUAGAUAAUAAAUUUGUUUAAGAAGCUUUUGAAGAAGGAUUAAUUGAAUUAAAAGGACAUCCUGCUACUAAGGGUAUAAGAGCAUCUAUAUAUAAUGGAACUUAAGUAGAAGGCGUAAAAAAGCUAAGAGAUUUUAUGUAAGAUUUUAUAGAAAAAAACAAAAAUUGA
This is a messenger RNA of Ichthyophthirius multifiliis, 897 nucleotides long. Its product is annotated as phosphoserine aminotransferase 1, putative. Gene Ontology annotation, molecular function: pyridoxal phosphate binding; O-phospho-L-serine:2-oxoglutarate transaminase activity. The transcript is spliced from 7 exons. The record is from RefSeq and is a predicted model, not a curated record. Gene Ontology annotation, biological process: L-serine biosynthetic process. Lineage: Eukaryota; Ciliophora; Oligohymenophorea; Hymenostomatida. Gene Ontology annotation, cellular component: cytoplasm.